This is a messenger RNA of Rosa chinensis, 707 nucleotides long. RefSeq names its product sister chromatid cohesion 1 protein 2-like. Gene Ontology annotation, cellular component: cohesin complex; synaptonemal complex. Gene Ontology annotation, biological process: mitotic sister chromatid cohesion; synaptonemal complex assembly; replication-born double-strand break repair via sister chromatid exchange. The transcript is spliced from 4 exons. The coding region runs from base 147 to 707 and encodes 186 amino acids. Gene Ontology annotation, molecular function: chromatin binding. Lineage: Eukaryota; Viridiplantae; Streptophyta; Magnoliopsida; Rosales; Rosaceae. The record is from RefSeq and is a predicted model, not a curated record.
GACAUGGAGAAUCAGAAAAAUGUUACAUUUUCUCAAGAAGAAUCCUUGGGCUUGAUGUGCUUUGUGGAGCCAAGAAACCUCAAGAACUUUUUUGUUCAUAUGGAGAAGAGAAUCAUAAUGAUGAAGAGCCGACUAAGUUACAGGACAUGAUUGCACCAGAUACCAUAAAAAGUAUUCUGGAAGAAGAUCCAGAUCCCCUCUCAGUUGCAUAUGAUGGCAGUCCUGAUGCCAAGCAGCCAUAUACUCUAGGUGUUACUACACCAAAAUUGACGUCUGUUCCCAGACCAGCUUCCAAGAAGUCGGCUCGGAUUUCUAGGAAAAGAAACUGUGUCUUUGAUGAUAUAGUAGUGCUGCCUAAUGAGGCAAUCAGGCAAAGUAUACAUGAUGCUAGUGACUUGGUUGCUAAAAAGAAAGAAGUUCCCAAAAAUGCCCAUGCUGUUUGGAAAACUAAUCGAGUUGGAAAUCUUGCGCAGAAUUUCUUGGAGCCAUUGAUAUCUAACACACCUGUUCUUCGCUCAAAAUCAAUCAAAUCAUUUCAUAGUCCAAGGAGUCCUGAAGUUGCUGAUCUGAAUGUAGUAAGACCUGAGACAUCUGGAAGGAUAGAAAAAGAACCGUCUAUGGGAGCAGAGCAAACUUUCCCUUCUGGAAGCAUGGAAGAAGUACAACCAUCUCUAGAUAGGGAUGAAGAGCAUGACUUCAAUUUUUGA